Molecule: messenger RNA, 1176 nt
Organism: Ipomoea nil (Japanese morning glory)
Lineage: Eukaryota; Viridiplantae; Streptophyta; Magnoliopsida; Solanales; Convolvulaceae
Product: protein ABIL1-like
Exons: 9
Coding region: 226-1167 (313 amino acids)
Source: RefSeq, a predicted model, not a curated record
UUGUGCAUAAUAAUAACAUUUGUUGUCGCUUUCACUUGCUCUUGACUCCAACAAGAAUCACUGGGAUUGCUUCUUCUGGGACACCAUUUCCUGUCCCUAUUUUAUCAUUAAAUUUCUCCGACCACGUACCACCGCUUAUACCUUACUUGGUACCUAAUCCAACCAGAACGAUGAUCAUACUUCAGAAUCUUUGAUAUUUAUCCAAUUGUCCUUUUGCCAGAAUUCAUGCUUUUUUUUUUUUUUUUUGGAGAAAUGGCGGUGGAGCAAACCAAGCCGGAGAAUCCUGCGACGAUGAGCAACGAAACGGAGCAAAACAAAAGUUUCAUCAAGGCCUUACAGGAACUCAAGAACUUGAGGCCGCAGCUUUACUCUGCCGCAGAAUAUUGCGAGAAAUCAUAUCAAUGCUGCAAGCAGCAACAGAUGGUCAUAGACAACCUAAAAGAUUACGCUGUGCGAGCUCUCGUGAAUGCAGUGGAUCACCUAGGCACUGUUGCUUACAAAUUGACAGACAUCCUCGAACAGCAAAGCUUAGAUGUUUCAAUGAUGGAGUUGAAGGUUUCAUGUUUGGAUCAGAGACUUCUUACAUGCCAAACAUAUACUGACCACGAAGGUCUCAGACAGCAGCAGCUGCUACCAACCAUUCCCAGGCUUCACAAACAUUAUACUUUACCUGCUCCGGGGAUAUGUCCUGUCAACAAGAAUGUCCAAACUAGCUCGCUUAUUCACAGGAGUCUUCGGGCACAUAUUCAAACAAGACAACACCUUUUUCUUUCAGGUGUACCUGCUGCGAAAACGCUUUCAUGGCAUCUAGCAUCGGGAGCCAAAUCGAAAGUGAAGAAGGGUUCGGUGAGUGAUGAGACUGGAAAGAGUUCUGGAAGAACAUUAUCCGGUGAUGCUGACAAGAUCAUCAAGGCAAAAUCCCCAGCCCGUCCUCUGGCACUGCGUGCAGGUCCUGCAUCAAGUGUAGCCAUGCGAACCCUGGGAAUUACACGUCGGGAUGCCUUGGGGGGCUAUAACCCUAUGACUCCAUGUCGAAAGACAACACGAGCUCCCAUUCGCAGCAAGAGUGCUAUUUCAGCAUUCUUUGUCAAGCAGAAGACAAGAAAACUGAAAACCAGAGUGAAGGAAGAUAAUCCUCGAAAUCCCAGAAUGCACCAAGAAAAGUAAGAAGAUGCA